GAUCUGCUGGCGCUUCGCUCCUCGCCGCUGCGUCGGUGGCACUGGGCAUCCACGCAAGGAGGAGUGCCACCCGCUGUAACCUGGUUCCGCGCGGGCGUGCUGGGAAGCAUGGAGGAGAGGCUCGCCGGGGAAGGGAAGGGGCGGCGCUGUCGACCGCCGGCCGUUCCGUGGCUCCGCGGCGUCGUGCUGGGGAAGCGUGGAGGGACAAGCUCGCCGGGGAAGCGAAGGAGCGGCGCUGCCGACCGGGCCGCCGCCGCCGCGCGUGGGCCUGUGCGGGAGGAACAGAGUGAAGACCGCGCCCUGGAGUGCGGGCCGGGCCGAGAAAACGGCCAUCAGGCCCACCUCGCGCCCAAAGCCCGGUACGGCGACGGUGUCAGGUAAUUUCGCCUUCAAAUACCCCCGCCUUGGCGCCCGAGCGUAACCGCCUCAACCAACAGCCUUCUCCCCGUCGCCGGAGCUCCAAGAAACCAAGACCCCGCUCUCCACCGCGCAGCGCCCACCUCCUCUGCUCCCCAGCGGCCCGGCGCCGGCGGCGACCGAUGGACCGGUUCUACGACGAGCAGUACGUGCGGCUGCGGAACCGCGAGCUCGACAAGUACUACCUCCACGCCGACGACGACGGGGUGGGCGUCUCCAUCAGCCAGCGCCGCAACUCAAUGAACGUGGCCUGGAGGGUGCACAUCUACCACGCCGCCAACGGCCCGUACGUGCUCCUCCACAGCGCCGCCUACGGCCGCUACCUCGCCGCCACGGCCACGCUGGCGCCAGCCUUGUACCACGGCUUCCGCGCCGAGCUACGCGACUACGACCAGCCGGAGGUGCCGGAGAUCAUGUGGCUGGACAUCAGGGCGGGGCUGGGGCGUGGUGUCCUGCUUCAAAACGCCCGCGACCGCUACCUCCGCGCCAACGGCAAGUACCUCCGCUGGAACACCGGCGUCACCGUCGAGAACAGAGACAUUGUGAAUGAGAAGGUCAGCGCCAUGAUGCGCUGGAUCGUCGAGCCCAUCGCCCUCACAGAGCGCGCGCCUCGCAUUCCAGACCCUAUUCGGGCCCGCCUCCCUGAAGACCUCUCCGUCGUCGUGUUCGGGCGCCAGCCAGGGGCGUUGCGGGGGAUUCGGUUCGUGCAAGCGAGCGACGAGGGGCUCUACAACGAGGCCGGGGAAGGCUGGUUCGCGUUCGAUAUCAGGGGGAGGUCCUUGUACUACCUGAGGGACCGGCUGGCCAGAGAGGUCAACCAGCACCGGCCCGAGGGCAUCGCCAUGUGCGUCCGAGCGGGCCGCUACGGGAGGCUGACCCCACUUGUCGUCGACCUGCCCCGCCGUGGCUGGGGCGACAUCUUCCAGAUCGUUGUCUUCAUCUCCGGGACCGCUGCCUAUGCUGCGCUGCGAUACCCGAAUGUCGGCGGAGCGUAGAGAAGGAUCAGAGCCGGAGUCCUGACAGUUCACCUCUUCAGAAGUUUCGCCGCCUCGGAUACAACAAUGGCAUAACUGAAAGCCUGCUUUAGCAUAUAGAUAGAUAUAGGUUGAGAAAACUCAUCAGCUCUUGUGUUUCUUCUGCUAGCUAAACUGAUGCUGGUUGUAUUAGUCGUUGCAGUGUCACACUUCUGACAUUCAUUUCUGUGAUGUGGUUGCUACUGCUUCCUGGAUGAAGCAUUUCACUGUGGGGUUCUUGCAGUGAAUCGAUGAUCCUGCAAUCCUUUUGGAUGAUGGAUGCACUUUGCAUAAUUGGAAA
Messenger RNA from Triticum dicoccoides, 1731 nucleotides. RefSeq lists its product as uncharacterized. NCBI's taxonomy places the organism in Eukaryota, Viridiplantae, Streptophyta, Magnoliopsida, Poales, Poaceae. The transcript is spliced from 3 exons. The record is from RefSeq and is a predicted model, not a curated record. The coding region runs from base 540 to 1412 and encodes 290 amino acids.